GCUGAAGCUCUAUAGUCUCUCCCUAGAGCUUUGCCGUUCGGCACAGCUGCUUAAGUACUGUGGCUCCGCCCGCCCCGCGCGGCAGCGACAUGGAGGAGUUCGACUCUGAAGACUUCUCUACCUCAGAGGAGGACGAAGACUACGUGCCGUCGGGUGGAGAGUAUAGUGAAGAUGAUGUGAAUGAAUUAGUGAAGGAAGAUGAAGUGGAUGCUGAAGAGCAGACACAGAAAACCAAAGGGAAAAAAAGAAAGGCUCAGAGCAUUCCGGCCAGGAAGAGAAAACAAGGUGGCCUCUCAUUAGAAGACGAAGAAGAGGAGGAUGCUCACGAGGAGUCCGAGGGAGGUAGCAGUGAGGAGGGAGAUGCAGCUGCAGAGCAGGAAGAAGGCCUGGGGUCGGAGGCUGCAAGGAGGAAGAAGGAGGACGAGCUGUGGGCCAGCUUCCUCAAUGAUGUGGGACCAAAACCUAAAGGGCCCCCAAGUACACAAGUUAACAGAGGAGAGAAUACUGAAGAGACAAGUUCAAGUAAAUCGUUGGUUAGAGCUGAAGAGCUUGAGAAACCGAAAGAAGCUGAAAAAGUUAAAAUCACUAAGGUGUUUGAUUUUGCUGGUGAAGAAGUCAGGGUGACUAAGGAAGUGGAUGCUACAUCUAAAGAAGCCAAAUCUUUCUUCAAGCAAAAUGAGAAGGAGAAGCCACCGGCUCCUGUCGCUGCAGCGCUGCCGUCACUCCCUGCCGGGUCUGGGUUAAAAAGAUCAAGUGGCAUGAGCAGCCUUUUGGGGAAAAUUGGAGCCAAGAAGCAGAAGAUGAGCACCCUAGAGAAGUCCAAAUUGGACUGGGAGAGCUUCAAGGAGGAAGAGGGCAUUGGCGAGGAACUAGCCAUCCAUAAUCGAGGGAAGGAGGGGUACAUUGAACGGAAGGCUUUUCUAGACCGAGUGGACCACAGGCAGUUUGAAAUCGAGCGAGAUCUCCGGCUGAGCAAAAUGAAACCCUGAUGUUAAUGCGGGAAACCAAUAGCAGCUUAAUCCCGUUUACAAUGUGAGCUUCUGGUGCGUCUGUGAAACGUUUCCGGUGUUUCUCAUCCAGCUGUUUCCCAGCAAGGUCUUUUUUCUACGUUGAAUUUCUGUCUUUGUAUCUUGACCUCACGUGGUUUCAUCCAUUUUACUUUUAAAAGUUUGUCCUUGAAAAAAAUAAAAAUAAAAGUUGGUCCUGCGAGAGGCUGGUGAAGAUGAGGACAGCACUGGCCUUCCCUUUGUUCUCCUGCGAAGGCCGCCAGCCAGGCCCGCACGUCCCAGCCUGCCUGCACUGGCCCCCGGGAGGAGAGCCGGCCACCCUAGGUGGAUUUCUGGGGCCUGUUCUGGAGUCAGCCUUGCCCCAGAGACCAAGGGAGGAAGGCUCACGAGGGUGGAUGGAAUGCCAAGUCCCUGGCAGUUUUGUUCUUGAUCCGCUGCUGCUUCUCUCCUGCCCUCUUCCUCUCUCUGAACGGAAUUUCCACUUGCUAGUGUAAGGUUAGGCUGAAAAUAAGCAUGUAUUAUUGCUGAAUUAGAGAUAUUUGUUUCCUCUUCCCAAAGUUUCAAGUCAGUUUAAGAUGUGCCCCCACCUCAAUAAUUCUUUUGUCAGUCAAAGAAGACUGCAGAAGACUUUUGUAUACUCCUUAGGAACAUUUAAAUUCCAAACUUAAUAGUAAUAAAGUAGUAAACCCCAC
This is a messenger RNA of Lontra canadensis (Northern American river otter), 1699 nucleotides long. RefSeq names its product craniofacial development protein 1 (gene CFDP1). The record is from RefSeq and is a predicted model, not a curated record. Bases 90 to 989 code for a protein of 299 amino acids. The transcript has 7 exons. Lineage: Eukaryota; Metazoa; Chordata; Mammalia; Carnivora; Mustelidae.